GUCAGUCGCUGCUCUCGUGCCUACAGCGAAAGGGAAAAUGUCGGCGCGCUGUCGAUGGAGUUUGUCGUGCCGUCAGUGACUAUUCCCGUGUAACACGUAACAACGAUCGUGUUUCCUCGGCGACCUUAACUGCCAAAAUUUGGCCUGCAAAGCGUCCCGAUACGUUCCGGUCGAUGCGUACCUCGAUUUGACUCGUGAGAAAGAGAGAGAGAGAACGCGAGAACAAGAGAGAUUGCGUGACGAAGGGAGAGAGGGAGACGUAGAGCAGGUGCAAAACUACAUCGCCGUGUAGAGGUCCCCGCGCAAGGGAAGAGCCAGACAGAGUGGAGGAGAGAGAGAAGACAUACGGAGGAGAGUAGUGACAUGGCGUCGUUGGCAGUAUCAAUAGCAAAGAAUGAGUUCAUCGUGGGUGGCAAAUACAGAUUGAUGAGGAAGAUCGGAUCGGGCUCCUUCGGAGACAUUUACCUCGGCAUCAACAUCUCCAAUGGCGAGGAAGUUGCAGUUAAGUUGGAAAAUAUGCGAGCCCGGCAUCCGCAGCUUUUAUAUGAAUCAAAGCUGUACAAAAUAUUACAUGGUGGCAUAGGAAUACCGCAUAUACGUUGGUAUGGCCAAGAACGCGAAUAUAACGUUCUUGUUAUGGAUCUUCUUGGACCAUCUCUGGAAGAUCUUUUCACUUUUUGUUCAAGAAGGUUUACAAUUAAAACAGUUCUAAUGUUGGCAGACCAGAUGAUUGGUAGGAUUGAAUAUGUUCAUUGCAAACACUUUAUUCACAGAGAUAUAAAGCCAGAUAAUUUUUUAAUGGGAAUUGGACGACAUUGUAACAAGCUGUUCCUCAUUGAUUUUGGAUUGGCUAAAAAGUAUAGGGAUAGUCGUACAAGACUGCAUAUAAUAUAUCGCGAAGAUAAAAAUUUAACGGGUACUGCAAGGUACGCAUCUAUUAAUGCACAUCUUGGAAUUGAACAGAGUCGUCGCGAUGAUAUGGAAUCACUCGGCUACGUUCUUAUGUAUUUUAAUCGCGGAUCAUUACCUUGGCAAGGUCUCAAAGCUGCAACAAAGAAGCAAAAGUAUGAAAAAAUAAGUGAGAAAAAAAUGUCUACGCCAGUAGAAGUCUUGUGCAAGGGAUUUCCCGCCGAAUUUGCAAUGUAUUUGAAUUAUACGCGAGGCUUACGUUUCGAAGAAAGCCCCGACUAUAUGUAUUUACGCCAACUUUUCCGCAUACUUUUCCGUACAUUGAAUCAUCAAUAUGAUUUUACAUUCGAUUGGACAAUGUUAAAACAAAAAGUAGCAAGUGGUACUGUUGGUAGCGGAGUAUCAGCAGCUGGACCAGGUCUCUCUCAAGGUGCUCAAGGUGCUCAAGGACAAGGACAAGGCCAAGGUCAAGCACCCACUCAGGCCAACGCUCAAUCAGGAGCGCGCUAAGACUAUAAGUAGCCUCAGUGUAGCAAGUCUCGAUCACUAAAGUGUUUCAAACGAGGUACCGAACUUCUUACAAAAAUUCUCAUUCAGAGAGUCAUAUCAGUCAAUACUCUAAUUUUGCAAUGAAAAAACGUAAUUACGUGAUCACAAAUGCUGUAUUUGCGAGUAUACGCGAUAACAUGUCGCAUAAUUACUUAGGCUACACACGAAAUGUUUCUUGCGUAAAAUUAACAACUUAGAGUCUUGGUUGAUUGAACUCUUUGGAUUUGGAAAUGCGAGUGAGAAACCAGUCAGCCAGAGAGUGGCUUGUUCUUAUUUUGUUAUUACGUAUUUAAUUUACCGUUGGUAAUCAUUAAAAAUAAAGAUUUUGAGAUGCCCCGAAAAAAAAAA
Molecule: messenger RNA, 1806 nt
Organism: Cataglyphis hispanica
Lineage: Eukaryota; Metazoa; Arthropoda; Insecta; Hymenoptera; Formicidae
Product: casein kinase I
Exons: 6
Coding region: 364-1419 (351 amino acids)
Biological process (GO): signal transduction; peptidyl-serine phosphorylation; negative regulation of canonical Wnt signaling pathway
Cellular component (GO): cytoplasm; nucleus
Molecular function (GO): protein serine/threonine kinase activity; ATP binding
Source: RefSeq, a predicted model, not a curated record